Echinops telfairi (small Madagascar hedgehog) is the source of this 5095-nucleotide messenger RNA. It is a transcript of the gene WAC, whose product is annotated as WW domain containing adaptor with coiled-coil. Gene Ontology annotation, molecular function: chromatin binding; RNA polymerase II complex binding. The transcript is spliced from 14 exons. The record is from RefSeq and is a predicted model, not a curated record. Gene Ontology annotation, cellular component: nucleus. Bases 138 to 1955 code for a protein of 605 amino acids. Lineage: Eukaryota; Metazoa; Chordata; Mammalia; Afrosoricida; Tenrecidae. Gene Ontology annotation, biological process: regulation of autophagy; positive regulation of TORC1 signaling.
CCCCGCGGCGCCCCCCAACAGCAGAACUGUUAACUACAGGUUGCUGUCACGACCGGAGGGGGGACUCGCAGCCUUACCAGGCACUUAAAUACUCAUCGAAGAGUCACCCCAGUAGUGGUGAUCACAGACAUGAAAAGAUGCGAGACGCCGCAGAUCCUUCACCACCAAAUAAGAUGUUGCGAAGAUCUGAUAGUCCUGAAAACAAAUACAGUGACAGCACAGGUCACAGUAAGGCCAAAAACGUGCAUGCUCACAGAGUUAGAGAGAGGGAUGGUGGGACCAGUUAUUCUCCACAAGAAAAUUCACACAACCACAGUGCUCUUCAUAGUUCAAAUUCACAUUCUUCUAAUCCAAGCAAUAACCCAAGCAAUAACCCAAGCAAAACUUCAGAUGCACCUUAUGAUUCUGCAGAUGACUGGUCUGAACACAUUAGUUCUUCUGGGAAAAAAUACUACUACAAUUGUCGAACAGAAGUUUCACAGUGGGAAAAACCAAAAGAGUGGCUUGAAAGAGAACAGAGACAAAAAGAAGCAAACAAGAUGGCAGUCAAUAGCUUCCCAAAAGAUAGGGAUUACAGAAGAGAGGUGAUGCAAGCAACAGCAACCAGUGGGUUUGCCAGUGGAAUGGAAGACAAGCAUUCCAGUGAUGCCAGUAGUUUGCUCCCACAGAAUAUUUUGUCUCAAACAAGCAGACACAAUGACAGAGACUACAGACUGCCAAGAGCAGAGACUCACAGUAGUUCUACGCCAGUACAGCACCCCAUCAAACCAGUGGUUCAUCCAACUGCUACCCCAAGCACUGUUCCUUCUAGUCCAUUUACGCUACAGUCUGAUCACCAGCCAAAGAAAUCAUUUGAUGCUAAUGGAGCAUCUACUUUAUCAAAACUGCCUACACCCACAUCUUCUGUCCCUGCACAGAAAACAGAAAGAAAAGAGUCCACAUCAGGAGACAAAUCUGUGUCCCAUUCUUGCACAACACCUUCUACGUCUUCUGCCUCUGGACUGACUGCCACAGCUGCACCUCCAACAACUGCUUCGGCAGUCCCAGUCUCACCUGUUCCACAGUCACCAAUACCUCCGUUACUGCAGGACCCCAAUCUUCUUAGACAGUUACUUCCUGCUUUGCAAGCUACACUGCAGCUGAAUAAUUCUAAUGUGGAUAUAUCCAAAAUCAAUGAAGUUCUUACAGCAGCUGUGACACAAGCCUCGCUGCAGUCUAUAAUUCAUAAGUUUCUUACUGCCGGACCAUCUGCUUUCAACAUCACUGCUCUGCUCUCUCAAGCUGCUCAGCUCUCCACACAAGCCCAGCCAUCUAAUCAGUCUCCAAUGUCUUUAACAUCCGAUGCAUCAUCCCCAAGAUCUUACGUGUCUCCAAGAAUAAGUACACCUCAGACCAACACAGUUCCUGUCAAACCUUUGAUUAGUACUCCUCCUGUUUCAUCACAGCCAAAGGUUAGUGCUCCAGUAGUUAAACAAGGACCAGUUUCACAAUCAGCCACUCAGCAGCCUGUACCUGUUGAGAAACAGCAAGGUCAUGAGCCUGUUUCUCCUCGAAGUCUUCAGCGCUCAAGUAGCCAGAGAAGUCCAUCGCCUGGCCCAAAUCAUACAUCUAGUAGUAAUGCAUCAAACGCAACAGUUGUACCACCGAAUUCAUCUGCCCGGCCUACGUGUUCAUUAACACCCACGCUAGCAGCACACUUCAAUGAAAAUCUCAUAAAGCAUGUUCAAGGAUGGCCUGCAGAUCAUGCCGAGAAGCAGGCAUCAAGAUUGCGUGAAGAAGCCCAUAACAUGGGAAGUGUCCACAUGUCAGAAAUAUGUACUGAAUUAAAAAACUUAAGAUCUUUAGUUCGAGUAUGUGAAAUUCAAGCAACUUUGCGAGAGCAAAGGAUACUAUUUUUGAGACAACAAAUUAAGGAACUCGAAAAGCUGAAAAACCAGAAUUCCUUCAUGGUGUGAAGAUGUGAAUAAUGGCACAUGGUUUGAGUACAGGAACUGUCUAUCUGUUGCCCCAUCUUAACAUGUGGGAGCUGCAUUUAAUGUAGACUUUGGACCGUUAGGCUGGGCAAAAGAAAUGACAAGGGGAUGGGUCUGUGAGAGUCAUUCAGGGGAAAGAUACAAGAUGGAUUUGUAAAACCCUUGAACUGUAGAUUUCUUGUAGAUGUAUUCUUCACGUUGUAAAUACGUUUUGUAGAGUGAAGCCAUGGGAAGCCAUGUGUAACAGAGCUUAGACAUCCACAACUAAUCAAUGCUGAGGUGGCUAAUACCUAGCCUUUUACAUGUCAACCUGUCUGCAAAAUUAGCUUUUUAAAAAAAAAAGAAAAAAAGAAUGAAAAUCUGGGGAUUAAUUUAUCAUUCAGAUAUCUUGCAUUUUCAGAAAUUCAGUGCAAGCGCCAGGCGAUCUGUGUCUAAGGGGGUGAUUUUGAACCAUAUGGGCAGUGUACAAAAGAUCAUGAGACAACUGUUUCCACACUUGCACCUGAUCAAGAGCAGUGCUUCUCCAUUUGUUUUGCAGAGAAAUGUUUUUCAUGUCCCGCGUGUUCCAUUUCCCUCCGAAAUCCUCGAUCUGAUUUUAUCCAUUUUUAAAGGCUCCUCUUUUUCUCCUUUCUGAAGGCACUGUUGCUCUGGCACUUUUCUAUACCCUUUCAUGCCUGUGUACAGCAGCUUCAAACUGCAGUGAUUGAGCAUAGCCCACUUGUUUGUAUAAAUUAUUGAAAUCCAUUUGCACCCUGUAAGAAUGGACUUAAAAGUACUGCUGGGCCCGUGUGCUGAAAGUACACGGAUUGCUCAAAUACAAAGGAAAUAGCCCAAUGAACAUGGUUGUGGGAGGGGACAGAGGAAACAAAGCUAGUCAGAUGUGAAUUGUAUCUGUUGUAAUAAACAUGUUAAAACAAAAACAAAAAUUGUUAAUUUUGAUUUCCUUCGGUCAAUGCAUAUUAGAAUUUGAACUACCUGGGGAUUCUUUAUCAGAACUAUUCUUGUUGAAUAUUUAUACUUGAUUCAAAUAAUUCUUUAAGGGAAGUUUUGUUUAAGGCAUUUUAACAGAAAAUUGUGUAUAAAAUAUUUAAUGAAAUACAAAAUUCAACAAGAAUGAUUGAGUCACUCUACUCAAGUGGUUGUCAUUUGUUAAACCCUGGUUUACCUGUCUUGCUAUUAUGACAUUUCAUUUGGAAGGAUGUUUGUGUUGUAGCUAACUGUUCAAGUCUGGUGCUGACUGCUGUUCUUAGCCAUCACAAAACGCUAAAUUUGUGUAAUUGGAGCUUCCUGCUGUUAGCUGGAAAUGGUGGGAAAGCUCGGCUUUGUAUAUUGUUUCCUAAAGUAUAUUAAAAUAAAAAAAGAAACUAUUGCUACUAUAAAAUCACCUUGGCUUUUCUUUUCCUUUGUUAAAGUAUUAGUCACAUGGCCUUAGUAUGACACUGCCAGUAUUGUGUUAAGUCACAAGGGUUUCUGUAUGCCGUAAAAAAAAUCACUGACAAGAUCUUGCCUAAUUUUGAGUGUCUUUCUGUUGCUGGGGCAAAUGCAUUCAUGUGCUUUCAGCACUGCCAGCACCCAGGGCUUGUUUUGUUGUCUUAGAUGUGGAUGUAAUUGAGUUAUGGGUUACUAACUUAAAUUUGAAAGUUGGUCUUGUGUUCUAAGCAUCUCGUAAGCAUAUUUUUCAUAUAGAGGUAACGCUCAGAUUUUUCAGUAAAUAAACCUUGUAUGGACAAUAUGUUCUAAAAAACUCAUACAAAAAAUGUUCCAGUGUCAUUAGGAAGAAGUAGUUUUAUACUGGACAGAUUUCCUCCCACCACCACACCGCACACAUGAGAACACUUUUUAAGUGUAAGAAAUAUUCUUACGGAAUAUUCCUCCUCGUGAGAUGACUAACAUUGGCUGGAUUUAGUGCGUGUCCACAAAGCCCUGAAGAGAGCGAGCUGGGUUCAGCUAGAACCCAUCAUAGGACAAGCCUGGAUCCUUCCUUUUGGGAAAAACCAUUGAUGAUGUGUAGUAAGCAAAUGUUUCCUGAGCAGAUGGCAACUUGGACAUGUGGUUUAAGGUAAACUUGUUGAAUUUGAUUUGUUAAUGGAAUUUAUUGAUCUCUCAAGUUCACUCUUAUCCAUACAUUUAAAAAUGCUUACAUCAGCAAGUGAUAUAAGGGGGCUUCAAAACAUUUAUGGAAAAAUUGAAAGAUAAAGGAAUUAUCCCACAAAGUCUUUGUAUCGCUCGUGUGUAUAGGAGGAGAUAACCUAAUUUGAGAUUUAAUGGUGAAUUUUUAGAGAGACAAAGUUAAAAAUCUUUUAUGGAAAUAUUUUUACAAUGUUCGAUCAGUUAUUUUGUAAUUGUUUUAAAUAUUGCACUUUAAUACAGAUAAUAGUUACUAACCUUUUUGAUACCAAUGAGGGAUGAUUUACUAUUAAAGUAGACAUAAUAUCUUAGAAUACUCGAUAUCUACUUCCUUGAGUAUAUAACUCAUUUUGGUGGGCAACUUGAAAGAAAAUCCCUGAGUAGUCUCUUAAGACUUCCGGUGGUUUUUGUUUUGUGACUGAAAGGACGUUAAUAGCCCGUAUCCAAACACUGAGAACAUGGUAAUGUUGUACCAUAUUGUCUCGUGGAGGACGGCUGCUGGAAGUCCUGUGGAGCAAGUGUCCUUUGCUGCUGUUUGGUGGCUUGGUUUAGUUUGAUUAAGGCAGGACUGUGACGUCCCUGAUUUUAAGUAAUGCUGCUGUGUUUUGUUUUUCCAACACAUUAUGCUUCUUUUAGUAGCUGAAUGAGAGUUUAUUUUCUUAAUUCUAAAUUUGACAUAUUUCACUUUGACACAUUUGACACAAAUUUUAUGUUUGCAAAAAAUAACUCAUUGCCCCACUUCAAACACGGUUUCUUGUUCUGUUGAAAACAACCCUAAAUGUAAGGAAAUAUUUCAGAGCUGGAGGGGCGGGGGCGCGGCAAAGUAACCCACUCCAUCCCAGCAGAAGCAUUGUGGUGGUGGGACAAUAAGGUUCCUGUAUGUAGCUGUAGGGUUUGACUCUGGAUUUUUUUAAAAAUACCUGUAAAUAAUGGCUUUAUUCUUGUAUAUGUUCUGAAGUGUAAAAAUGACACUAAAAAUAAAUAUCUUUUGACAA